AUGGAUGAAAAAGGUCCUCUCCUCUUCAACAGUGAUUAUGACUAUAUAAAGGUGAACGGAAGACCCCACGAGGGGGGCACGGAGCUUGCCCCUCUCAACAGCUACCCUUCGACCAUGGCCACGCAAGAAGAGGAGCCCCAAAGGGCCGCUUGGGACAAUAAGGUCCAGUUCAUGCUCAGCAUCAUUGGCUACUCGGUUGGACUCGGUAACAUCUGGAGGUUUCCUUACCUUUGUCAACAGAAUGGAGGAGGUGCAUUUCUCAUACCUUUUUUGAUAAUGCUUGUCCUGGAGGGUAUUCCACUUUUCCUAAUUGAACUUGGAAUAGGACAAAAGAUGCGCCUCGGUGCAGUUGGUGUCUGGAACACAAUCCAUCCAUGGCUAGGUGGCCUAGGUGUGGCUUCUUGUACAGUUACCUUUUUUGUAGCAUUGUACUAUAAUGUCAUAAUAACAUGGUGCUUUUAUUAUUUAUUUAAUUCAUUCCGAAGUCCACUGCCAUGGUCGUAUUGUCCUGAACGAUUUAACGAAACUGUCUCAGAGCCUGAACCAGAAUGCAUCAGGAGUUCUGAGACUGCAUAUUUCUGGUAUAGAGAUACACUAGAUGUAUCACCAUCCAUCGAUGAGACAGGAGGUCUCAAAUGGUGGAUUGUUUUGUGUCUCCUACUAGCUUGGGUGGUGGUAUUCUUCAUCGUGAUGAAGGGAAUACAGUCUUCUGGAAAGGUUGUGUAUUUCACUUCAAUGUUCCCUUACAUUGUUCUUACAAUAUUCUUUGUGAGAGGAAUAACACUUAAGGGUGCUGGAGCUGGCCUCGUGCAUAUGUACACUCCUAAGGUCGAGAAAUUACUCAAUCCCAAUGUUUGGUUGGAUGCUGCUACCCAAGUCUUUUACAGCUUUGGCUUAGCUUUUGGAUCUCUCAUUGCUUUUGGAAGCUAUAACCCACCCAAGAAUAAUUGUGUUAGAGAUGUCAUCCUAGUAUCUAUCACUAAUGCUAUCACAGCCAUCUAUGCCAGUCUAGUUGUGUUUGCCAUUCUUGGAUUUAAGGCCAUGUCUAACGUUGACAAAUGUAUGUACAAGAACAAGGUUACACUGAUGAACAAUAAACUAAUAUCAACUUUAGAGAUUUCUCAAGAGCUUUAUGAGAUCAAAAUCAAGGCAGCAAAUGCAUCUGGCCUCAUUUUUCCAGAAUGUAACCUUCAAAAACAGCUUGAUCAGGCAGCAGAAGGCACUGGCUUAGCUUUUAUCGUCUUCACCCAGGCCAUUGUUGAAUUGCCUGGUGCUCCUUUCUGGGCUGUCAUAUUCUUUAUGAUGCUCUUGUCACUAGGAAUUGGAUCUCAGAUUGGCAUUUUAGAAGGAAUGCUCUCUUGCAUCUUUGAUAUUGAUUUCUUUAAAAGAAUCAGGAAACCUUAUCUGACUGGUUUUGUUUGCACAAUAUGUUUCAUCGUAGGUCUCAUCUUUGCUUCUGGUGCUGGAGAAUACUGGCUCAAGCUUUUUGAUAGCUUUGCUGGAACAAUUGGACUCGUAAUGAUUGCACUAUUAGAAAUGUUAUCAGUGAUGUUCAUAUAUGGACAUGAAAAGUUCACUCAAGAUAUAGAAGACAUGACAGGUUAUAGACCUGGCCUGUACUGGCAAAUAACAUGGAGAUUUCUUGCCCCAGCUAUCAUGAGUUGCAUUCUAGUUUCUUCCGUAAUCUUCAGGAUCAUUAAUAAAUCAGUUUAUUCGGCCUGGGAUAAAGAUAAGGGUGAAACAGUGGAAAAGGAGUAUCCAAAUUGGGUAAUGGGAAUAGCUGUAGCUAUUAUAUCUUCAACUAUACUUCCUAUUUUUUUGGUCUUCCUCCUUAGAAGAUUCCAAGUUGUUAAACUUGAUGUUGACAUUCACCAAGGAGCAAUCAGAAGGAUAGACACUACAGUAUCAACAAAGGAGAUGAUCAGAGAUGUGGAUGUAGAUGAAUAUGACUCCCAAGAGGAGUUUGAGGAGGAAGAAGAUGAUAGGGGAGGAAAAUCUUUCAAAAUGGAAGUCAUGGAAUUUUAG
This is a messenger RNA of Nezara viridula (southern green stink bug), 2025 nucleotides long. The record is from the annotation of a GenBank genome assembly. NCBI's taxonomy places the organism in Eukaryota, Metazoa, Arthropoda, Insecta, Hemiptera, Pentatomidae.